Aphidius gifuensis is the source of this 566-nucleotide messenger RNA. RefSeq names its product putative mediator of RNA polymerase II transcription subunit 12. Bases 69 to 380 code for a protein of 103 amino acids. The transcript is spliced from 2 exons. NCBI's taxonomy places the organism in Eukaryota, Metazoa, Arthropoda, Insecta, Hymenoptera, Braconidae. Gene Ontology annotation, biological process: transcription initiation at RNA polymerase III promoter; transcription by RNA polymerase II. The record is from RefSeq and is a predicted model, not a curated record. Gene Ontology annotation, cellular component: nucleus.
AAACACACAAAAAUGUGUGUUGUUUAAUAUUUAUUAUUAUUUAUUACUGUCUUUUUAAACAAAUAAUAAUGACAAAACAAGCAGAAAAUUUAAGUGAACAACGUAAAAGGCUCCUUGAAGAAAAAACUCUUCUUCAAGAUGCACUUGUGGAAAUUGACAGAGCUUUAAAUUCACUUCAGAUUGAACAGUUUAAUCUUUUGGAGUUACUCAAUAAAUCUAAUGGUAAAUCAUUAUCAGAAAAUGAAAAUAAAAAUAAUGAAUUACUUUCAAAUACAUCUGAUCAAGAUGAAGAACUAGACUUGGAUGUUCCAAGUCAUUCAGUAUUAAACAUUGAAGAAGAAGAUGAAGAUGAUGAUGAAGAUGAAAAUGAAGAAAAUUAAAACAAAUAGGUUUUUAUUAAUAAAAAAUUUGAGUAUAUGACUCAAAAAUUGUUAAUAAUUAAAUUAACUAUUUAAUAACAAAAUCCAAGUCUGUACAAUUGUAAAUAUAUUUUUAUAUAUUUAUUUUUAAAACUUACAACACGAUUUGUGAAUUGUUUAAAUAUAGGUAUAUAUCUAAUAUAAAAU